Molecule: messenger RNA, 2926 nt
Organism: Stomoxys calcitrans (stable fly)
Lineage: Eukaryota; Metazoa; Arthropoda; Insecta; Diptera; Muscidae
Product: homeotic protein labial
Exons: 4
Coding region: 579-2642 (687 amino acids)
Biological process (GO): regulation of transcription by RNA polymerase II
Cellular component (GO): nucleus
Molecular function (GO): DNA-binding transcription factor activity, RNA polymerase II-specific; RNA polymerase II cis-regulatory region sequence-specific DNA binding
Source: RefSeq, a predicted model, not a curated record
GCACGCCACACUCGCUCGUUGGUUCGAUCGAUUGUUCUCGCUCGUUAGAAACAUUUUCCCGGGACUCACCAACUGAGUUUUUCCUCAGCCCCAGGCAUGGAAUGGAAAAAUAUCGAAAAAAGAUUUUUACCACAUUGGUUGUAAUUUCAAGAGCUUAUCAAGCAAAGAGCAUUGAAAAGUUGGUGAAAAGCGACGGUGAUUAAUCAAACAAAAAAUUAAUAAUACGAAAAAUUGGAGACGGGAAAUACAAUCAAAAUUUUUGUGAAAAAAUUAAAAACGGAAAAUACCAGCAAAGAUUUUGUAACCGAAAAAUUGUGGAUAUUUUGGUUGCAAUUUAAGAAGUUUUGGAAAUUAUAAAAACAAAGUGUUCUAUAAAAAAAUUAACUACAACAAUUAAAAAAAACUUCAACAAGUGUUUUAAAUUAAGCAUUACAAUCAAAAAAAGCAAUAAAAGGCUUAACUUGUUUAAAUCUAUAGGAAAUUGUUGUGAAAUUUUUCAGUAACCGGGUUUCUGUAAAAAAACUAUCCGGUUAAGUGCAUUACUCUGCCAUUAAACCCCCUGUUUGGUGCUAGCAAACAUGAUGGACGUAACCAGCAUGUACGGCAAUCAUCAUCCUCAUCACUCCAACACUUAUCAUGCGGCUGGUACCGUAGCUCCCGAUAUGACUUCUGUGGCUGCAGCAGCCGCAGCCAAUGGCUAUGCUAAUGCAUAUUUUCCCAAUACCACGGUUAUGGCUCAUGGUGCCCUGCAUCAUCAGCAGGGUCAUCAUUUGAACAGUGGCUAUAUGGCCUAUGAUGGGGCUUCCCCUAAUUAUUAUCAGCAGCAACAACAACAACAACAACCAACCCCUCCCCAACAGCUACAACAGCAACAUCAACUAUCACAACACCCCCAGCAGCAACAACAGCAAGGCCACUCUCAACAGCUAACACCACCGCCCAGUCAACCUUCAUCAGCGGGCCAUAGUCAGGCGGCCCUCUAUUCCCAUUCACAUUCCCAUUUGUUUAGUCCCACGGCAGCGGAAUAUGGUAUAACCACCUCCAAUCCUUUGGCCGGAGCCACCCCCACACAUCCCUCCACUGCCAGCCAUUCACCUGCGGAAGCGGUCUACUAUGACAGUGAGUCGGUGCAUGCCUAUUAUGCAACGGCUGCGGUGGCCACAGUUCCACCGACAACCACAAAUUCCCCCAUAACGGGGGCCAAUGCCACGGGCCAGCCUACACAAAAUGUACCACUUGAUCCGCCCAUUAUAAGCUCGGAAAAUGGCCUGAGCUAUACAAAUCUGGACUGCCUAUACAAUCAAAAUUCUCCCCAGCAACUUGGAGGGGGAGGUAAUCAAGCCAACUAUAUGGUGCAUGAAGAGAAAUAUGCCACCGUGCUGCAUUCCCAAUACCCCAAUAUGGAUGAAGGACUAAUGCAUUUGGCGGGCAGCAAUGCCAACCAACAAUCAUCCCAGACCCAUCAACAACAUUCGCCUCAACUUUGGCAUCACCAUCAGCACAUGACCAGCACUUAUGGCCAUUUGGAUGCCAAUGGUUUACCCAUGGACUCCUACAAUAUGCACCCCCACCUGCAUGCCCACAAUAUGACGCCACAACACUUAACGGCAGGGGGGCAAUUGAGUGGCGCUCAAGCCGCUUUAAUGCAACACCACUCUCCCAAUGGCCCCAGUGUAGGGGUGCCUGCAAAUUGUGGACCCAAUUCUAAUGCACGUGCACAACAUGUGAUCUCACCGGGGGGAACCACCACCAACUCAAGCACAUCGUCGGGUUCCUCUUCAUCGGCCAGUAAUUCGGCUUCAUCCAACAAUGCAGCGGGGAGCCAGGGCCAAGCCAAAUCUCCAAGUCAAGGAAACAAUUUGCCCACCUACAAAUGGAUGCAGUUGAAACGAAAUGUACCCAAGCCCCAAGUUGACGUACCUAAUAAAAUAACAAAGUUUCAUAUACCACCCAAACUACCUGCCACUUUGCAUGAUUAUCACCACAUGAAUGGUCAGACAGCGCUGGAUGCAAUGUGCCGCAAUACCGCUGCUGGCAGUGGUGGAGCCUCUGCCCCCGCUGGCAUUGUAUUGGCAUCCCAUCAGAUGGGCGGACAAACGUCACCAGCAGUGCUGUUAAGCGGCAAUCAUAGCCCCAAUAGUUUGGGUAUGGCUUGCACUUUGGCUGCCACUAAUAAUUCGGGCCGUACAAAUUUCACCAACAAACAAUUGACGGAAUUGGAAAAGGAGUUUCAUUUUAAUCGCUAUUUGACAAGAGCCAGGCGGAUAGAAAUUGCCAACACUUUGCAAUUGAAUGAAACGCAGGUUAAAAUCUGGUUCCAAAAUCGUCGCAUGAAACAAAAGAAGCGUGUCAAAGAGGGUCUGAUACCAGCCGAUAUGUUGGCCCAACAUACAGUGUCAACGACAACAACAUCACCACCUGCUAACAACUCCAGUAACUCGGCUUGUUCUACACCAAAUAGCAUUAACAACCCGAUAAAAAAUAAUGCUAACAACAGUAACGCCAAUGUAGCGAGUAAAUGUUCUACGACCAAUGUUAAUAACAUGAAAGUGAACAACUCUGCCGCGGCAAAUGUUACAACCAUGGCCGAAUGCCAGCUUUCAAUGCAGCACAACAGUGAUAAUAGCAGAGAGUCGCUUUAAGUGAGCACAGGUGGAAAUGGGAAAGCUCUUACAUGCCAUAUUUGCCAAAUGACAAAUCGUUAAAACAAAAUCAUUUUUGACAUAAUUAAAAAGGAAAAAAAUAUGAUUAGACUUUUCUUUUGCUCAUUUGGCUGUGAUAUACAAAUAACAACAAAAAUAAAAACAACACAAAAAUCUUAAAAUUAAUUCUAACAAAAUCAAAUUGAAAAUAUCAAAUUUUGUAUAUAUAAAUAAUAUUUUAGCAACUGUAGGUAAUUUAAACUAUUCUAAUAUGUAUUGAAAUA